AGAUUUGUUGGGGGGGGGGUUCUUAGAGAACUGAGUGUCUCAGAUUUGUUGUUGGGUCAGCAUUAGAGACAUAGAUUAGCACUGAACACUGCGUAACGGUGCACUUUAAAGAUCAAAGCAAAUUUCUGUGAGCUUAUCUAAGAACAAACACAGAUACUGACUGAAACUUAUCAGCGUCCAUCUGGCAUGUCGUGUCCUAAUGAGCUCUGAACUGAUACCGUGUGCUCUAAUAGUCGCCUACUGUACAGAAAGUGUGUGAGACAAGGGGAAAUGACACACAUUAUAUAUCACACUGCAAAAACGUUUAUAUGUAUGCACUGUUUUACUUUCCAAAACCUCAUAUUAUAAAACAUCUUGCUAAAAAAUCAAAUAGAAAGAUGUCAUUUCAUGUCCUCUCAUACCAGGAUUUUAGUAGGUGAAAGUUGAUAAACAAUUUUCUGUUUAAUUUAGAUUUGACAUUUUAUUUCAUUUAUAUGGACAGGGACUUUAUAUAAAGAGACUCAGAAGUGAGGAGGAAGAGCUGUGUAGUUAAGAGUCAAAGGAGGACUUUUGUUUGUCCGUACGUCUUCAAUUAGCACAAACACAUGUUUGGUAUCCAAUGCAGCUAAGAAGUAUUAUAAGUCUAUCUCACUUCAGAUCUUCUAUGUAAAGAGAUACAUGCCUGAAUAUUUAUAUAUUUGAUUUAAAUGACAUCAUCAACCUGUGUAAUCUAAAGUUUUGUAAAAAAUGCAGAGGUAAGCCCUAGUCAGAUUGGAUUAGUUUAUCAGGAGGAUGGCUGUAAAUAGGGCUAUAAUCAAUACUUUAAAGUUAAAGGGGCUGUUUGUAAUUAUUGGAGCCCUCUUCUGGUUGUGGGGUGAGGUGCCUUUACAGUGAAAACAUGGAUGAGUUCCUCGUAUUCUUCACGGGGCUUUAUUUAACCUGAUGGUAUCAACGGACGUGUCCCUGCCUCCAAAUCAUGUCAUGUCAUAUGCUCAAGUUCAACUUCAAGAUGGGGGUCGGAAACGAAAAGAAAGAGUGGUAGUUCAGCUCUCAUAAGAUGUCGAGUUUAUGUCUGUAUACCAAGCGUAAGCAGAGAUAUCCAGUGGUGCUUGAAAGUUUGUAGAAUUUUCUAUAGAUCUGCAUAAAUAUGACCUAAAACAUCAUCAGAUUUUCACACAAGGCCAAAAAGUAGAUAAAGAGAACCCAAUUAAACAAAUGAGACAAACAUAUUAUACUUGGUCAUUUAUUUGUUCAGGAAAAUUAUCCAAUAUUACAUAUCUGUGAGUGGCAAAAGUAUGUGAACCUUUGCUUUCAGUAUCUUGUGCAGCAGUAACUGCAACUAAACGUUUCCGGUAACCGUUGAUCAGUCCUGCACAUCGGCUUGGAGGAAUUUUAGCCCGUUCCUCAGUACAGAACAGCUUCAACUCUGAGAUGUUAGUGAGUUUCCUCACAUGAACUGCUUGCUUCAGGUUCUUCCACAACAUUUGCUACCAUUGGGGUGGGUGGGUGAAUGAGAAACAGUGUAAAGUGCUUUGGGACCACUCAGGUUAAAGCGCUAUAUAAGAAAGAACAUUUCUAAUGGAUUGAGGACAGGACUUUAAUUUCCUGUAACAGUAGUGUGCGAUUAUCGAUGCACUCAUUCUAAUACGUUAUUGUUUCCAUACUAACGGCUCAGUCAUAGGGACUUGCACUAUUAAUAAACGGAUUUACAAGCUGUUUAUAUGAGGAUUUUUUCUGUAAUGAGAUGUUUAUUUGGCAUUUAUGGAAGGAGUCUUCAGUGUCAGAGGUAAAACUAAGAUUUCAUGACAUGUCUUAUUAACUUUAAAAAAAAAAUUAUUUUUUUUUUUAAAAGAGAGAGAGAGGCUGGUGAGAGCUAUCUACUAUAACUUGAAAACCAUGACCUCUUCAAUAAAAUAUUCAUAGUAAUAGUUGGCAAAUUACUGUUGAGUAAGAGGAAUAAGACACUUGUAACAGUAACAGCAUGACUUUGGGUGUUUUAUUCUUUAGAUAGCUGCAGUGCAAAGCGCAGCACCGCAUUUAUGUCUUGGCUGAUGGAUUAGGUUUUGUGGAAGUGGACCAAUCCCAGUAAUUUGUGUGCUGUUUGUAAAGCAGGCUAUAUUUGUAUUGAAGGCCGUGGCUGACUGUAAAGCAUGCUGUAUUUUGUAAAGUUAGUAAUUUUUCUCCCGCUGGCUCUUGAAGCAGCUUGGAGGAAUUACAGCGUCAACUGCUUGGCCAGUAACCUCGUUUACAAAAAAAUAAAAAACCCUUCCUACUCACAUUCCUGUGGCUUACGUUUAAUUCAGUGAAAUGCCUUUUGAAUACUCCGGUCGCAUGUGACCAUAUGAGCACAACGCCGAUAGUCACAUACGAUAGUACAGUCUCUGUGGAGAGGAUAUGUUCUAGCUUAUGCUCUUUUCUUAAACUUGUAGGCUUUUCAUCUCAAGUGAACAUUGCUGCCAAGAAAAGUUCUUUCACUGGAAAUUUAUAUUGCGUCGAAUCCAGUUCCUGCUGCAAAGCCAGUUUUUUUUUUUUUCUUUUUCCCUCUCACCACAUUCAGAUGACGUGUCUCUUCCUUCAGCUUUACUUCAAGGAUCUUUUAUGAGUCACAUCCUCAAAAGAGAAGUUUCUUUCUUUUCUUAUUUCACUCGUGGCACGUUUAAGAAAAAGACGUCAUUCCUGUUUGCUUUGUCUUGUCCGGUGAAGUUUUCUUUGCAAAAUGUUGUGUCAUAAAGCAUGCGAGGCAGCGGAAUACAUUAAAAAAAUGCACCCGAUGUGGCAGGAGCCUCUGGAAAUGCCUGGAGGAGAGCGCCAGUCUCCCAUCGACAUCAACCUGCGUAAAAGCGUCUUCGACCCAAACCUGAAGCCAUUGGUUACACAGUACGACCCCAGAACCUGCCAGCAGAUCUGGAACAACGGAUACUCCUUCCUCGUCGAAUACGACGACACGACAGACAAGUCCACACUGCGUGGUGGUCCCCUGGAGGAUCAGUUCAGGUUGUGUCAGUUUCAUUUCCACUGGGGAGAGAAUAACACCUGGGGCUCUGAACACACUGUGGACCGCCACCUCUACCCCGCUGAGCUCCACUUGGUCCACUGGAAUGCAGAUAAAUACGCUUUGUUUGAGGAGGCCAUCAUGGAGGAGAAUGGACUGGCUGUUAUCGGGGUCUUCCUGAAGGUUGGGAAGAGACACGAGGGUCUGCAGAAGCUGGUGGACGCUCUACCUGCCGUCAGACACAAGGAUAGUGUAGUGGAGUUCACUAAAUUUGACCCAUCCUGCCUCCUGCCUGAGAGCAUGAACGAAUAUUGGACGUACGCCGGAUCUCUAACCACGCCCCCUCUGACCGAGGCCGUCACCUGGAUCAUCAUGAAGCAGGCCAUUGAAGUGAGCCACGAACAGUUGGCCGUGUUCAGGAGUCUGCUGUUCACCUCGGCGGAGGAAGAGGUCCAGAAGAGCAUGGUGAACAACUUCCGGGUCCAGCAGCCUCUAAAGGGACGGACAGUUCGCUCGUCCUUCACCCCGUUCCUCCAGGACGUUCCUUCCACUGACCCUUAAACCCUCACCCUGACCCUGUGAAGUACUGAUGGUGUCAUCUCAGUCUUAUACCCGGUGAUGCUCGUCACAACAUCCCAAAUUUUCAGCCCAAUUUAUGACCAGGAACUCGAGUCAGGUCCAAAAGUCUGAGACCACUAACAAGCAUUUCAUCAUAGAGAAAUAGAGGUUUAUUGAAUAAUUGAACUUCACUAAUCAAAAUUGGAAUACAGGAUGUUCAGAUGCCUUUACUUUAAUUUAAAAUGUUAGUAAAGGACAGGACUUUUGUACCCGACUCUCCUCAGACACUUUGUGCCACUUUAUACAGUUCCUGAAGCUUCUGUUCAAAAAUGUUUUAACUUUUAAUAACGUUCUUUACUUGUAUUUUUUUUUUUUUCUGGAGACGAAAUUACUUUCCUGAACGCAUAUGCAUGUUGCAGGUGAUGUUUGAUUGUGACCUAGGAAAUGUACAACUUGGCUAUACACUGACCGUUUUAAACCCUGACAUUUCAAAUAUUUUACUAAUCACCAUUACAUUAUACAGAGCAGUAGUUAAUUAAGUAAAGGUAAAGCACUUCUUACACACUCGUUCCUAGAUCCUAUUUCAGCUAUAAAUGAGGAUUUUAUUUUAACGGCAGACGUACUUGGCGGAUAAAGCUGUUAAGCCUGUAGAAAAUUACUUGUAUACGGUACAGUGCACUACAGAGGUGCCAUCAUUUACAUCACUUACAGUUGCAGGUUUUAUUUCAGAAGGCAUGCCUUAUUGUAGCUCUACAGAAAUAUGACAGAUUUUCAGGUGGGACACUUAUAGAUACUGGAAAAAUAUGUUGUGCAUGUAGGAAUUUAACUUCCUGCCCUGUUGCAUCAAAAUUAAAUAAAAACAAAAAACAAAGAAACAUUAGGUAUAAUUGGCACAAUGUAAGCAUUAGCUUUGAUGGGAUUUGAGAAUAUUUUACUUCAACUAAAUAAUGACUCCAUAAUCCUAUCAAUUAAUUCAGAACAUUUCAUAAGACAGCAUCUAAUUUCAUUGAUUUUUCUCCAUUCUUCUGCAGUGGCAUGGCACUCCUGAUGUUCCUGCCAACAUUGCUAGAGUAAAAACUAUCUUGUCUGAGAUCAGUAUAUCUCCUAACGCUGCUUCAGUGUCCGUGCAGAUUUAUUUCCAGUCUCUGUAGCCGUCCCCACUUAAAGUUCCUCUUCAUACAGAAAAGAAAUGAUACAGUGACCUUCUCAUGUGGUCUUCAUUUCUCAUACAGUUUUAAUAACUGACCGUGCAGUUGAUUUUUACUGCCCGAGAAAACUCAAUUUAAACGUUAAACUGCUGCACACUUCCUUUACUGGUUUACUGUUAACAAGUGAGAUUAUUUAAGAUUAUAUUUCUGACCAAUUAGCUCAUUUAGAUGAUAUCUGUUAUAAAGAUUAUCACUUUAUACAGGCUAUAUUUAAAUAGCCGAGUUUAUGAUCUAGUGGAUUCACAUGCGGGAUGUAACACAAAUUACCGGAAAUGCUAAAAUACCAUAUACAAGACAUUUUUGUAUUUGGUACUGUGACUUGUUGCCUGACUUUUUUUUUAAAUGAUUUAUAACUACUUAACUCUUUUACAAAACUGCACUCUAGCUCUCUUUAAAUAUUGGGACAUUGCUUUUUUCCAAAAGGUAGAAUUUAGAUGGUGCAUCUUAUACUUCAUAUAUAUAUAUAUAUAUAUAUAUAUAUAUAUAUAUA
This is a messenger RNA of Ictalurus furcatus (blue catfish), 5227 nucleotides long. RefSeq names its product carbonic anhydrase Va (gene ca5a). Bases 2696 to 3532 code for a protein of 278 amino acids. Gene Ontology annotation, cellular component: cytoplasm; mitochondrion. The record is from RefSeq and is a predicted model, not a curated record. NCBI's taxonomy places the organism in Eukaryota, Metazoa, Chordata, Actinopteri, Siluriformes, Ictaluridae. Gene Ontology annotation, molecular function: carbonate dehydratase activity; zinc ion binding. The transcript is spliced from 7 exons.